Ananas comosus (pineapple) is the source of this 2801-nucleotide messenger RNA. RefSeq names its product tricalbin-3. Bases 297 to 2327 code for a protein of 676 amino acids. Gene Ontology annotation, molecular function: lipid binding. The record is from RefSeq and is a predicted model, not a curated record. The transcript is spliced from 9 exons. NCBI's taxonomy places the organism in Eukaryota, Viridiplantae, Streptophyta, Magnoliopsida, Poales, Bromeliaceae.
CCACCGCGUAAACCUCUCUAUAUCUCUCUCUCUCUCUCUCUCUUCCCCAGUGAAACCCUAACCCUAACCCUAACUCUAAGCGCAAUCCCCAAUUCCUGCUCCUCGCUUGUUGUAGCGUCGCGCGUUCGGGGUCGAUUGGCGUAUUGGUGAAGAAGCCCGAAUUUGGGGAUGAAUGCGGGUUCUAUAGCGAAGGAGGAGAUUUUCAGGUAAUUUGGGUGGUUCUUGCGUUUGAUGGUGGUGGUUCCAGCGGCGAUUUUGGCGCCGAGUUGCGGAAUCUAUGUCUCCGAUCACCGCCGAUGCCGAUGAUGCUGCCCAUCAUCGGAUUUGGGCCGGCGCCGCCGCAGGGUCGAAUUUCCUGGGUUUCCCCUCUGAUUUGCCCUUGUAGGUUAUCAUAUGGAGGUGAUCGUGUAUAUACUAUAUUUAAUAGUGGUAGGAGUAGGAAUCCCCCUUUCGGAUUGUCGCCACGUAGAAAGCGUAGGAAAAGGUGGCGCCUUGGGGCUUGUAUGGUGUCGGCGGAGAGCGGGAACCCUAACCUGAACAUUGAGCUCUUGGAUUCUGCUAAGAAAAGCUCAAAGGCGCAGAAGAUAUUGGUCUCGAAGCGGUUGUCGGAUGAUCUUCGUUACGAGGAGGCGGCUAAUGAGCAAUUGCAGUUGGAUUCCAAGUUCACUAACUACCAAGAAGAUCCCUUGGUGGAUAAACUGAGGUCGCAGCUCGGCGUGAUUCACCCGAUCCCCUCGCCCCCCAUCAAUCGGAACAUUAUGGGGUUUUUUGUGCUCUUUUUCUUCGUCGGGGUCGCGUUCGACAAGCUUUGGACGAUGAGGAAGAAGAAUAAGGCGGAGCGCGAGCUUCAGAAUGGUACAUGGCCUCAGGUGCCGACGAGCUUCUCUUUGUUUCUGGAGAGAGAUUUGCAGAGGAAAGAGUCUGUCGAAUGGGUCAACAUGGUGUUGGGGAAGCUGUGGAAGGUCUACAGGUCCGGAAUUGAGAACUGGAUUAGUGGGCUGCUUCAGCCGGUGAUAGACGACCUUAAGAAGCCCGACUACGUGAAUAGAGUGGAAAUUAAGCAGUUCUCUCUUGGGGAUGAUCCGCUCUCUGUUAGAAACGUUGAGCGUAGGACGUCUCGUCGCGUUAAUGACUUGCAGUACCAGAUAGGCCUUCGCUAUACUGGCGGCGCUCGAAUGUUGCUAUCCCUGUCUUUGAAGUUUGGGAUUAUCCCAAUUAUUAUACCUGUAUGGGUACGUAAUUUUGAUAUUGAUGGGGAGCUUUGGGUUAAGUUACGACUAAUACCAUCGGAGCCUUGGGUUGGAGCUGUCUCUUGGGCUUUCGUAUCCCUUCCAAAGGUGAAGUUCGAGCUGUCGCCAUUCCGUCUAUUCAACCUAAUGGCAAUUCCUGUUCUUUCAAUGUUCCUCACAAAACUUCUAACCGAAGAUUUGCCGCGUCUUUUUGUGCGGCCCAAAAAAAUUGUCCUUGAUUUUCAAAAGGGAAAAGCCCUGGGUCCUGUUGCGGAAGAUUUCAAAGCUGAUGUUGUGCAGGAAGGAAAUAAGGAUUUUGUGGGAGAAUUAUCAGUGACUGUAGUUGAUGCCCGGAAACUUGCCUAUGCCAUUUUUGGGAAGACUGAUCCAUAUGUUGUUCUUAGUCUUGGUGAUCAAGAAUUUCGAAGUAAGAGAAAUAGUCAAACAACAGUUAUUGGGCCACCUGGAGAACCAAUAUGGAACCAAGAUUUUCAUCUUCUUGUGGCAAACCCUCGAAAGCAAAAGUUAUGCGUUCGAGUAAAUGACUCUUUUGGUUUCGCUGAUUUUGCUAUAGGCACAGCAGAGGUUGAGUUAGGAUCCCUUAAAGAUACUGUACCGACAGAUAGAAUUGUAACUAUGCAAGGAGGUUGGGGCUUCUUUAGGAAUAAAAAUGCUGGUGAAGUAUUACUCCGCCUUACAUACAAAGCAUACGUUGAGGACGAAGAAGAUGAUGGGGUUGAAAAGGAAUUCAUCGAGAGUGAUGCAUCUGACGACGACAUAUUAGACUACGUACAACAGGAUGAACCAUUCAGGGAAAGUCUAAGUGAUUACUUCAGUGGAAAAGAAAGAGAAACUUUUAUGGAUAUGCUGGCGGCGUUGCUUGUAAGCGAGGAAUUCCAAGGCAUAGUUGCAUCUGAAACAGGAAAUUCGAGAGAUUCUGAGUCCAAUAGUAGCGAACCAUUGGUAUCAAAAGUAGCAAAUAAGGAGAAUGUUUCAGGUGGUCGCAAAGAAUCUGUGUUAGUGUGGCUGGCGGCCAUAGCAAGUGUAGCAGUGCUUAUUUCGUUAAAUUUUGGUGGUUCAAGUAUUUUCAAUCCAUAGUAUAUAAUCGACGAUAUACCAGGAGCUAAGCCGACAUCUCGCUUGAAUCAAGCCUACGAAUCGAUCAUUUUCAAUUCAAAUCCAACUUAUGAUGUAAAUUCAUCUCUAUUUCUUCUGAUGUAAAUUCAAGUUCAUAUCAGCAGAGGAACGGCGUAAUGCGGCUUUCCUUUUCUCUUUUGUCUGGAAUGCUUCAACUAAUCAAAAUCUACAGGUAAUGAAAAUUCAUUUUGCGGUAAUUUUAUGAGCCCAAUAAUAUUUCAUGUGUUCUAAUGUAGUUCACUUUUGAGAGAAACUUUUGGUGGAUUCUACUUGGUGAUUAUUUUUCGCCUUUGAUUUUCAUGUUUCAUAAUAAUGUAAGCAUUUGCUUUUGAUGCUCUUUUUGUUCUAUUGGAGAGAACCAUAAAAGUUGUACUAAAAAAAAAUUAAAUUCUAAGUAGCUACACCUAUAAGAUGAGGUGGCAAUUACUCAGUGGA